AUGAAGGCUGUAGUUGAAAACUACGAUACAGUGGUGAUUGGAAAACAUCUUGAACGGGUGUUGAACUACAAUGUACCUGGCGGUAAAAAAAAUCGUGUAAAAAUUAUUUUGGCUGCUUUUAAGGAGACUGCACCAAAGGAAAUGUUAACAGACGAAAAUCUCAUACUAGCAGUUUACCUAGGAUGGUGCAUGGAAGUGCGUCAGGCGUCUUACAUCAUUGUGGAUGAUAUUAUAGAUGAAGCUACAACACGAAGAGGCAAACCGUGCUGGCAUAAGCUUGAUGAUGUUCAAUCGAAGGCCAUCAUUGAUUACAUAAUCAUAGAUUCAGCAAUGUAUAAGUUUAUCAAAAAGAACUUUAAUCAUUUGCCCUGCUACGAAAAUAUCAUUGAUACAUUACACACAAAUAUAUUAAUCUCAUCUAUAGGAGAGUAUCUGGACAUGAUAGCAACGCACCAGGAUGUCUUGACAUUCACAAUGGAGCAGUUUAGAAAAAUUUCCAUUUAUAAAACUGCUAAUUAUACAGUUUAUACACCAACAAAAUUGGGCCAAAUUCUGGCAGGAAAAGAAGAUGUGCAUUGUGAAAAAGCUAAAAAUUUUCUUUAUGAAAUAGGAUUUUUUCUUCAGAUUCAGGACGAUUUCUUGGAUUGCUACGGAGAUCCAAAAGUAACAGGAAAAAUUGCAACAGAUAUCCAAGAUGGGAAAUGCACGUGGCUUGUUGUAACAUUCCUUCAACGCGCCAAUAGAGCUCAAAAGGAUAUUCUCAAGAAGUUUUAUGGAAAAAAGGAUGAAGAAUCCGUUGCGAGGAUUAAGCAACUCUAUGAAGAUGUUGGUUUGCGUGAGGCCUACAGAACCUACGAAGAUACAGCCUACAAAAGCCUUAAAAAGGGUAUUCAGGAGACGAACGGGAUUCCUAAGAAAAUGUGUGAAGGCCUAAUGGAUAAAAGUUAUAAGAGAAAAAUUUAA
Lutzomyia longipalpis is the source of this 963-nucleotide messenger RNA. Its product is annotated as farnesyl pyrophosphate synthase-like. NCBI's taxonomy places the organism in Eukaryota, Metazoa, Arthropoda, Insecta, Diptera, Psychodidae. The record is from RefSeq and is a predicted model, not a curated record. Gene Ontology annotation, molecular function: dimethylallyltranstransferase activity; (2E,6E)-farnesyl diphosphate synthase activity. Gene Ontology annotation, cellular component: cytoplasm. The transcript has 3 exons. The coding region runs from base 1 to 963 and encodes 320 amino acids. Gene Ontology annotation, biological process: trans, trans-farnesyl diphosphate biosynthetic process.